Molecule: messenger RNA, 6339 nt
Organism: Alexandromys fortis (reed vole)
Lineage: Eukaryota; Metazoa; Chordata; Mammalia; Rodentia; Cricetidae
Gene: Rspry1
Product: ring finger and SPRY domain containing 1
Exons: 15
Coding region: 656-2386 (576 amino acids)
Cellular component (GO): cytoplasm
Molecular function (GO): ubiquitin-protein transferase activity; protein binding
Source: RefSeq, a predicted model, not a curated record
UAGGGGACUGAGGGAGGGCCCGGGCGGUGCGAAGCGGGGGUGGGCCCUGCGCGUAAUGGCUGUGCCGUGUCCUCGCGUCCAUCUUUACCGCUCUCUUGGACCUGUCACAAAGGAGUCGCGCCGCUGUCGCUGUUCCCUCCCUCCGGUGGGCCCGGGAGCUAGUGGAAGUCAGUGCCACAGCCCAACCUCGCUGCUCUGGGAAGGCCCUGGGGGACGUGGCCGGAGAGGGAGCCUACAGGCUAGGGACGUCUGUGAGGGAAGGGAGCAGCCGCCAGAGCCUGGGUCGGAGAGAGCGGACUGGGGCCGCGGCCGGCUCCGGGUAGGGGUCUUGGAGAGGGUGGCGCUUGGCAGAGCCCUGGAAGCAGCCGGCACGUUCUCCGCCGAGGCCCGCGCUGGAGGCGCCUAAAGCGGUUCCUGGAAGAGGGUGUUUCCCUUUGGGGGAUCUUGCCUGGAGGAGGUCCUGGGGUCACCCUUCCGACGAGACUGCGGCUAAGCGGGCCCAGGACUGCCAGUGCAUGGCCAGCAUUCCUGGUGGUUGAUAAUGUUGGAAGUCAGCUGUCCGACCUUCUCCAGCACGCAGUUGUUAAAAAUGAAUAGAAUGCGAGUUCAACUCCACAUCAUGGAAACAGUACCUGGGAAAUUGAAAACUAUCUAAAUGAUUGUCUUUGGUUGGGCUGUGUUCUUAGCAAGCAGAAGCCUUGGCCAGGGUCUGCUGUUGACUCUCGAGGAGCACAUAGCCCACUUGUUGGGGACUACAGGUGCCACUACUACUAUGGGUAAUUCCUGUAUCUGCCGAGAUGACAGUGGAGCAGAAGACAGUGUUGACACCCACCAGCAGCAGGCUGAAAACAGUGCAGUCCCUACUGCUGACAUUAGGAGCCAACCUCGGGACCCUGUUCGGCCUCCAAGGAGAGGCCGAGGACCACAUGAACCAAGGAGAAAGAAACAAAAUGUGGAUGGGUUAGUGCUGGAUACACUGGCGGUAAUACGGACUCUUGUAGAUAAUGAUCAGGAACCUCCCUACUCAAUGAUUACAUUACAUGAAAUGGCAGAAACAGAUGAAGGAUGGUUGGAUGUUGUCCAGUCUUUAAUUAGAGUUAUUCCAUUGGAAGAUCCAUUGGGACCAGCUGUUAUAACCUUGUUACUAGACGAAUGUCCAUUGCCCACUAAAGAUGCACUCCAGAAAUUGACUGAAAUUCUCAACUUAAAUGGAGAAGUAGCAUGCCAGGACUCAGGCCACCCUGCCAAACAUAGGAACACAUCUGCAGUCCUUGGCUGCUUGGCUGAGAAACUAGCAGGUCCUGCAAGCAUAGGUUUACUUAGCCCAGGAAUACUGGAAUAUUUGUUACAGUGUCUGAAGCUACACUCCCACCCUACAGUUAUGCUUUUUGCACUGAUUGCACUGGAAAAGUUUGCCCAAACAAGUGAAAAUAAAUUGACUAUCUCUGAAUCCAGUAUUAGUGACCGACUGGUCACCUUGGAGUUGUGGGCUGAUGAUCCUGAUUAUCUGAAACGUCAAGUUGGCUUCUGUGCCCAGUGGAGCUUAGACAAUCUCUUUUUAAAAGAAGGUAGACAACUAACCUACGAGAAAGUGGACUUGAAAAACAUUAGGGCCAUGCUGAACAGCAAUGACGUCAGCGAGUACUUGAAGAUCUCACCUCACGGCUUGGAGGCUCGCUGUGAUGCCUCCUCCUUUGAGAGUGUCCGCUGCACUUUUUGUGUGGACACUGGGGUGUGGUACUACGAAGUAACAGUAAUCACUUCUGGUGUCAUGCAGAUUGGCUGGGCUACUCGAGACAGCAAGUUUCUCAACCACGAAGGAUACGGCAUUGGGGACGAUGAGUAUUCCUGUGCCUAUGAUGGCUGCCGGCAGCUGAUUUGGUACAAUGCCAGAAGUAAGCCUCAUGUGCACCCGUGCUGGAAGGAAGGCGACACAGUAGGGUUUCUGUUAGACUUGAAUGAAAAGCAAAUGAUCUUCUUUCUAAAUGGCAACCAGCUGCCUCCUGAGAAGCAAGUCUUUUCAUCCACCGUAUCUGGAUUUUUUGCUGCAGCUAGUUUCAUGUCAUAUCAACAAUGUGAGUUCAAUUUUGGAGCAAAACCAUUCAAAUACCCACCAUCUAUGAAAUUUAGCACUUUUAAUGAUUACGCCUUCCUAACAGCUGAAGAAAAGAUCAUUUUGCCAAGGCACAGGCGCCUCGCUCUGCUGAAACAAGUCAGUAUUCGAGAGAACUGCUGUUCACUCUGUUGUGAUGAGGUAGCAGACACACAGCUGAAGCCAUGUGGACACAGCGACCUGUGCAUGGAUUGUGCCUUGCAACUGGAGACCUGCCCAUUGUGUCGUAAAGAAAUAGUGUCUAGAAUCAGACAGAUUUCUCAUAUUUCAUGACACAUGUGAAGAGAUACCAUGGACAUAUUUCUACUCGAUUCCAACAAUGUGGAAAUGGAAAGAAAAAAAACCACACGAACAUCUCUUACCAGUUGUACGCACAUUGAAACUUAUAGCCAUGGCCAGAUUUUAUGCUAAAAUUGGUAGUUUGUCAAAGACAAAUUCUCUUAGAAUCUAAUCCAACUUGCCAGCCCUGAAUUUCUUUUGAGGCCUAGGAGGCCGGAUGUCAGCAGCUGGGCCUGUGGUACUUCCAUGAAAAACAGCAGGUGACAAGGGUCUCCUGAAUACUGAAGCCACGCCGGAAUUCCUGUUGGGUUCAUUUGGUUGUUUACACAAGGUGUUUGCGUCUUAGUCCACAGUUUUUAUUUUGGGGUGAAGUCAUUUUGGAGAAAUAAUUGACAGCGUGUCUGGGUUAAGCAUCAUUGAUCAGAGAAACCCCGGUGUGUUAAGCAUGGAUAUUGCACUGCAAGACUUGAAUCUAUAAACGUAGCAUCACACAGGUCAUUACUUCAAGCAACAUGGAGAUGCGGAAAGAAGGUGCACAGACUGUAGGAAAAAACAAAACAAACAAACAAGGAAAAAAAAAACAAUUUUUUUUUUUUAUAUUUUAGUGAUCCCAAAGAACAUUCUAAUUUUUUUAGGCUACAGAAAAUUGGUGGUAUUUUCACAUUCAUGGUGUUUCUAUCCAGUUUCAGUACCCACAUUUUGUGAGGAAAAAUGUUUUACCAAUGCAGGAGGAACUCUUAACCCAAUUGCAAUGUUAGACUGGAAAAAAUUUGGUAGUUAGUGUAUCUUUGAGGUACCAUCAAAUCAGGUUUUUUUUUUAUUUUUAAAAAGUUUUUAAUCAGUAUUGUUUUUGGAAAUCAUAUACUUUGAAACGCUUGAAUUAAUAGUCUCUAGAGGACAGUCUGAGAACACAUAUCCUGUUGUUUAAAUAAAUACAUGUUUUUGAGUAGCAAGUUCAAUCAUGAAUUGUUGACUCUGUCUUCAUCAAGUGUUUUUAUCCCUCUCAGGGUCUCUGGUGAAGACCUCAAGAGCUUGCUUUUUUUUUUCUCCAAGAAAAUUGGAAGGUAGAAUUGUAAAUUUUUUAAGACUUAUUUCAUAAUGGUGUACCUCAGCAACUGCCUUUCAAUUUAUGCCAAGUCCUUACUGAGUUUAUACUUGAACAGUAGAUGUCUUCUGAGUUUUACGGUGUCUUAAAUUCACUGCACAUUCUUUUCCUUCCUUUUCCCUCUUUCUUGUUUGUAGUUCAUUAAACCUGUCCUACCACGGAGGUGACUGCCUUCCUGGCUGUACUUGCUGGGGUGCUGGAUUUUUCCAUGUCUCACUGGUCUUCCAUAAAUCCAAAUAUAUACAUAUAUAUAUAAGUCUAUAUACAGAUAGAGUUAUGUGUCCUCCUUCAGCUUGUGGUGAAUGCAGUAAUUUGCAUUGAAGAAUAAAGUAUCUGUUGCAUUUUUUACUCUAACACGUCCCAGCUCUCAUUGGUGUCUUCUCCUAAAGCUCCUACUCUCAGGGUAGGAGAGAACGAAGUGUAAGAACUAAGGAAGAAAGUCAGACCUGUGAUACCAGCACUCAGAAGGCUGAGACUGGAAGAUUCACAUGAGUUUGCAGGCAGCCCAGACUGCUCCACAGAGAGUUCCAGUUAGGGCUGGAUAGCACUGGAUCAUUAGGUCAGGGGUAGAAUACUGCCUGGCACGUGUUCCUUCCCUGGAACCUCAAAGGAAAAGAAAACUAAGAAUUAAGUUUAGCCAGGCAUGGUGCAUGCCUUUUGUUCCAGCACCUGGAAGGCAGAGACAGACCAAUCUAGGAGUUCCAGGCCAGGACUUACAUAGUAAGGUCUUGCUAAUUACAUAUCCAUCAGGUAGCUCUUCAUUGAUAGGCUUCAAUAGGUGCUGGCACUGUGCCUGUGUGGCUUCUCAGAUAUCUACUUACGGGGCAGCAGCAGGAAGAAGCAGUAUAAUUUCUGUGUACUGUGGUGAUUUUAUAGUGCCAUGAAGGAUAAGAAUAUGCUACCCAAAAGUACGUAGUUAUGGGGAGAAUGCGGCAGAACAACUUUAGAUAUUUGGGUAACAUGGGUAAGGGAAGUUGUCAGAAGAAAACUAAGAGAGACAUAAGGAUGUAGCCAGGCAGCGGGAUGAGGACAGACUUCUAGGAGUAGGUAUCUAAGUGGGCAUAGCACUGUGUAAAGGUCCUCACUAAGAAGGAAAGCUGGUGCAGGGGAGAUAGGACGUGGUGGGAAUAGUGUGCUCUGCCACAGGGGCUGUGCAUGAAGCCCAUGGUAAGGAGUUUGUAUUUCCUCCUAAAUACAACAAAAAGGCAAUUGUUUAUUAAGCUUGGAACUGCCUGGAUAGUGUUCUUAGAGAAUGGUUCUGCCCUCUGCUUGGGAAUAGAAUAGAGUGAGUGGGGCGGAGCUAGGGGAGCAGAAAAUCUAAUACAACAGGGGCUAAGGGAUUGCGGAACCUGCCAGCUUUCUAGAAGUUUCCCCUUGAACUUUGUUCCUAAGGUGGCCUGCUUUUCCAAUUUUUAACUUUGAGACUAUAGAACAGAAGAGCUUCAGUAGGGAAUUGAUUAACCAUUUGGAGUGGAAGCACAUUUAUCGUGGAGUCGCUUUUAAAAGAUAUAUACUGCAUAUAGAAGAGAAAGAAGUGGAUUGGUAAGCCACAUGCAGACUCAGUCACUAAGUCAGAGGGAGAAAAGAAUUUGUUAGGGCAUUUCCACAGUGAUUCACUGGGGGAAAUCUAGAGUUUCAGCCAGAAAAAAUUGUGAAUUGCCAUCUUCUUUUGAAUGAUGUAAAACAGGAAAAUAUCAUGGUGCCAUUUGCAGAGUUCCAGAAAAUAAUGAUUGUGCCACAGAAACUGAAACCAUGUUGGUCAGCAAUAGAAAAUGAUUUUUAUGAUUUGAACCAUCUUUAAUAUGUAUCCUUGAAAACAAACCAGCUCUUUCCAGUGUUGUCCACUCUUUUAUCUUGUGCUACUGCUUAGUCACUUAGGAAAUAUAUGUGUAAUUUUUUAAUAAAUAUAUAUAUAAAUGCUUUUGAGGCAGGAUCUCACUGUGUACCUUCCACUGGUCUGGCCUAGGACCAGCUGUGUAGACUAGUCUGGCAUGGAACUCAGAGAUCCUGCUGCCUCUGCCUCCCAGUGCUGGAAUUAAAAGGCUUGUGCCACCCCCCUGGACAGGAAUAGUUUUUUUUUGUGUGUAUGUUUUUUGUUGGGUUUGGUUUGGUUGUUUGUUUUUUUGACAGGGUAUAUUACCAUGUAGUUUUGGAUGUCCUAGAACUCACUAUGUAGACCAGACUGACCUCAAACUCAGAGAUCUGCCUGCCUCUGCCUCCCAGGUGCUGGGACUAAAGGUGUGUGCCACUACGCCCAGCAGAAAUAGUUUUAAUGUAGCUAGUUAUGGUGGCUGAUACCUAUAAUGCCAGCAUUUUACGGGCAGGUGGUUUGCUAGGAAUUUGAAGAUAGCCUAGAUUACAUUGUGAGUUCCAGGUCAGCCUGGGCUAUAGAGUAAGAGCCCAUGGCUAUACAAGAGGACUCAGGUUUGAUUUGUGUGGUAUUGGUGUCUCACAACCAUCUGUAACUCCACUUCCAACAGAUCCAACACCUUCUGGCAUCAGCCAACAGGCAUGCAUGUGGUGCAAAGACAUAUAUGCAAGCAAAAUAUCCAUACACGAAGAAUAAAUGUUUGAAAGGGUUUUUGUUUUGUUUUCUUUUGACGUUUUUUCCUAAAGAAAAAGUGCUGGCAAGAUGAUCAUUCAGCAGGCAAAGGCACUUGGCACCAAGCUAAUGACCUGAGUUUGAUCCCUGGCCUCCAUAUUGUAGAAGGAGAGAACCAACUCCUGCAAGUUGUCCUGACCUCAUGCACUGUGCACUGCCAUGUGUAUGCAUACAUAUACAAAUAAAAUGUAUUAUUUUUUUAAAUUAAAAGAAAACAUGUAUUUUUGUUUUCUGUUUUUU